AUAAAAAGGCAAAAAAGUCAGCUUAUUAUGGACCGGAGGGAGUAUAUUUUAAUAUACUACUCUUUUUUCAUUUUAAUUGUUGAGUAGGUGCAUUGGACUUCAUUUUCCUUCCUAUUGUUCAAGCUUAAUCUCAUCAUAUUCCCACUUUUAUUGUACCCUUGAGUACAUUGACUUCCCAAAAUUGGGGCUUCUGGAAAUUUAGCGGAGAAUGUUAAAUUUUUCUGUGCUUUUAAGUGUUUUCUUCAUUCAUUCCUGAGGACCCUGGUCUAGUGGUUGAGCCAAUGACUACCAGCAAUUCAUCCCAACCAGCAAGACCAUCACCCGUGCAACCUUCAUCAUCGUCGUCCACAACUUCUAAUAACCAGCCAAGACAACGUAACUCUGGACCAGCUAGUAGAACUUCUGGGACGUCAUCAACCCCAGCUUCAAAUCCAACAUCACUUCGAUGGGACCGACAUACUAUACAAUUUUCAGUGAAUGCUUGGGUUUUUGUUGUGGCAGUUCUCGCAAUAUUUCCGCUUACACCUACAGUGCUGUCAAACAGAGCAUAUCGAUUGUCCUUUUUGGGAACCGCAUGUUCUUCCUUAUAUUCAUUAUACUCAUUAUAUGGGAAGCCAAGGGCUUGGAAUUUGCAAGCAGUGCAAGUUUGGUUGCAGUCAGUGAUUGUGACAAAAGAUUUCAUCUACUUCAUUUACUGCCUUACUUUUGUAACCUCCCAUCUUUACCUGAAAUUUGCUUUGAUUCCUGUUUCAUGCCGAGCACUUGAACAUGUCGCGAAAUUCCUGCGACGUAACUUCAGCACAUCUUCUUUGUACAGGAAGUACUUGGAAGAGGCAUGCGUAUGGGUCGAGUCAAACGUAACUACUCUUAGCAUACUGUCUUCACAGGCUGAGAUUGGGCUGGGAUUUCUUCUAGUUGUCUCUCUAUUAUCGUGGCAGCGUAAUAUUAUUCAAACAUUCAUGUACUGGCAGCUAUUGAAGCUUAUGUAUCAUGCUCCUGCCACUGCUGGUUACCAUCAGAGUGCGUGGGCUAAGAUUGGGAGGCUUGUAAAUCCUCUUGUUCAACGAUAUGCCCCGUUCAUGAAUACUCCUAUUUCUACUAUUCAGAGAUGGUGGUUCAGGUAGAAGACUUGAUAUACAAGAGUUGUAGCAGAAAAUACUUUGGGAUUUUACCUUGACCUGAAGGAUGAAUAUAUAAACUAGAAUUAUCUAAUUUCUAAUAAUUGCUUUUGGGGGUACUUCCAAGUUUUCCAUUUUCACCCAGAGAGAUGUGACAAUACGUGAUUUCCUUCUGCUCAGCUCUUUUGUUUUCUUGAAGAUCAGUGAAAAAACUGGUUUAAUUGUAAAAGAACUGAAUGUAGUUUUUCUUGCCUUAAUCUCGUCCAUCGAAGUAUGAUUUACUUUUA
Nicotiana tabacum (common tobacco) is the source of this 1405-nucleotide messenger RNA. RefSeq lists its product as uncharacterized. Gene Ontology annotation, biological process: endoplasmic reticulum tubular network organization; membrane organization. NCBI's taxonomy places the organism in Eukaryota, Viridiplantae, Streptophyta, Magnoliopsida, Solanales, Solanaceae. The record is from RefSeq and is a predicted model, not a curated record. Gene Ontology annotation, cellular component: endoplasmic reticulum; membrane.